CAAUAAUUUCAAAAGAGAAAUAUAGGGAGAUGGGAAUCAAGAACAAGACAUUAAGAUGGAUUCUCCCCUCUUGUUUCAAGCCCACAAUCACCCACAAAAUGGAUCCAAGAAUCCAUGUCACAAUUCACAACUCCAAUUCAAGAAUCUCCCUCUUUGACAUAAGUGACCCUGCCUCACCUCUCUCCCUAAGCGACCUCUCCAACUCCAAAUUCUCCUCAAAUCUACACAUCUUCACACACUCGGAGCUCAGGCUCAUGACCAGCGACUUCUCCUCCGUCAACUUCCUCGGCGAGGGCGGGUUCGGGCCCGUGCACAAGGGCUUCGUCGACGACAAGUGCCGGCCGGGCCUCGCCCCCCAGCCUGUCGCCGUCAAGCUCCUCGACCCCGACGGCGAUCAAGGCCACAGGGAAUGGCUGACAGAAGUAGUCCUUCUUGGGCAACUGAAACAUCCGCACCUCGUGAAACUGUUAGGAUAUUGUUGCGAAGACGAGCAUCGGCUUCUUGUGUACGAGUACAUGGCCAGAGGCAAUCUCGAAAACCAACUAUUUCGAAGAUACACCUUGCUAGCAUGGGAAACUCGGAUCAAGAUCGCACUUGGGGCAGCAAGAGGAUUAGCAUUCCUCCAUGGCGAAGAGAAACCGGUCAUCUACCGUGAUUUCAAGACUUCCAACAUCCUCCUUGACUCGGAUUACAACGCGAAGCUGUCUGACUUCGGGCUGGCCAAGGAUGGGCCAGAGGGAGACGAAACACACUUGUCGACGCGUAUAAUGGGCACCCACGGCUACGCUGCACCGGAGUACGUCAUGACAGGGCACUUGACAACAAAGAACGAUGUAUACAGCUUUGGAGUGGUCCUGCUCGAGCUGCUCACUGGGAGGCGCGCCAUAGACAAAAAACGUCCUCCCAAGGAGCAGAACCUCGUUGACUGGGCUAAACCCUACUUGAAGGACCACCACAAGCUCGAAUCCAUAAUAGACCAGCGCCUAGAAGGGCAAUACUCGAGCGAUGGAGCAAGAAAAGUAGCUGCAUUGGCUCACCAAUGCCUUAGCCACUCCCCUAAAACUAGGCCAACCAUGAGCCAUGUUGUCAUGAUCUUGGAGCUCAUCGCGCAGCUCAGAGACACGCCCUUUGUCUACAUCGCGCCUGCACAAGGCAGGGUGGAUGCAGAGAUCAAGGAGGAUGAAGAGGAAGACGAGGAUGAGGGGAAGACAAAAAAGGAGGCGGGGCGAAAGCAGAGGAAAAGAGGCUAUAGACAUAAGCAUCCCAUACCCAUAAGGGCUCAUGGUGUCUAUACUGAUACUCAUUUGUAUAGAGCUUUCAAGAAUGAGAUGAUUGGUGUAAGGAUUGAAGGGAGAUAAAAGUGGAAAUUUGAGCUAAUUUUUUGUUGAUUUUGAUGUACAUUGGUUGUGUAGAAAAUUUUGUACAAUUUC
Salvia splendens (bonfire salvia) is the source of this 1430-nucleotide messenger RNA. RefSeq names its product serine/threonine-protein kinase RIPK. The coding region runs from base 30 to 1358 and encodes 442 amino acids. Gene Ontology annotation, molecular function: ATP binding; protein kinase activity. Gene Ontology annotation, biological process: protein phosphorylation. NCBI's taxonomy places the organism in Eukaryota, Viridiplantae, Streptophyta, Magnoliopsida, Lamiales, Lamiaceae. The record is from RefSeq and is a predicted model, not a curated record. The transcript has 5 exons.